UAUUGCGCAUGUGUCUGUUGUCAGCGCAUCAGAUGACAGAUUCCAAACAAACAAAAAAAAACAAAAUGCCAAUUUUUACAUACCUUUCACCUGCGCAAACGCAAAUAGAAACUGCGCACCUGUUAUGUACACCUGUGUUUUGUUUUGUGGGAGUUACAAAAGUUGUGUAUCUAGAUAAUUAUUAAUCAAUGGCUUCGGCCCUUUUGUCAAUAUGCAUUACAUUUGUAUUUGUGUGCACAUUCACUCAAAUACUACUUUACUAUUUUCAAAUAUUCGGCCAUUCUUGUAUAUUAUUUAUUCUUUCAUUUUUGACAAGUGGUUUAAUUUUUUAAGGGGUGUUUAUUAAUACACUCUCUAAUUACGAUUUACAAAAAUAAUUAUCAAUAAAGCCUUACAAAUAUUACAUUACUUUUUAAAAAACGAAACUAUUAUAAUUCCAUGGCUAAAGUUAAUGAGGCCAUCACACCAACAAUUUCAUUAAAUGAACAACUUGUGGAUUUCGAUGAUCGAAACGAUGGACUAGCUGACGAUGAUUCAUGGGUUGAAAACACUAGCCAAUGUGAUGAAAAUUUAAAAGAAUUUGAUGAUAUGGUUGAUGAUGAUGAUGAUGUUGAUGAUGAUGAAGAUGAAAAUGAUGAUAACCAAUUACUAUCAUCAAGUUUAAAUAAUGAUUCAAAAAAUCUAACAGGAUAUUGUCAUAAUUCUGUUGAUUUUACAUUGCACACAAUUGUCGAAGAAAGUUGUGAAGACAGUGAAGUCGAAGGUUCUUAUGACAAUAAUAAAUUCGACAAUGAAAACGAUAUUAGACCUGGGAGUGUCUCUCCCACCGAUUUGGAACGAUAUUUUUUUUAUGAUUUUGAUGAUCAGGCUAUCAGUAAACAAAAUUAUAUGGAAGAUAGUUCUUCUGAGAUUUUUAGCGAUUUAAGUGAUAGUACAGAACAAAUUACAACAAAAACUGAAGGAGAAACACCUCCUCAAUGUAACCCAGCUACUCCAAGUUUAGAAAACUACUUUCUAUCUGAAUUCAUGGGAUUCAGUGCAGAUAUCAAAUCUGAUAGUAGUGUGGGUAGUGACAGUGAAGGUCAACAAAGUUUGGGCCAACGAAAGAAAAGGCUUAGAGCUAGACGAACGCCCAGAUCAAAUCAUUCGUCAUUUGAUAACUUGCUUGAAACUGUUGAGCAAGGUGGCGCCGCUGGCGAACAAUCAAAUGAGAGUUUAGGCUCUUCUGAAUCAGACAACGAUAAAUUCCCAAAUGAGGGAAUAACAUGUGAUAAUUUAGAUAAUAUUAAUUUGGUAAAACGUAAAAAGAAUUAUAGAAAACGUGAUUCCUUUGAAUCGACAACGACUGCAUUGUCGUCAUCUUCUUUAGGAGGAUCUGGUAAAAAUAGUAAAACUCCUUUAUCAAUUUUGAUAACAAAAAAUCAACAAAAAUCUAGUAUUGACAAUUUACAAUUACAAGAAAAAGAUAUAAAAUCAAUUAAUAAAAGACAAUUUCCAUCCACAACAACAACAACAACAACAACAACGAAAUCAUCUCUUGCACGAACUGAUAGUUUUAAUAAUUGGAGUUCCGAUGAGGAAACUAACAUUAUGAUGUCAAGAAUGAAACAGUUCUUUAAAACACUUGUAGCUGUAAAAACAAAUAAUCCCAAUAAUUGUAUUUCCUCCAACUCCUCCCCAGAUCAACAGAGUAGAGGAGUUCUUUGUAAAUCGGAAGCCAUUCAAUUUCCAUAUCUUGAAAAUGAACUUAUUCGUUUAAUGAAAACUGUUCCCGGGAUAAAUAAUCAACAAUUAAGAGAAAUUGUUGAAUAUUUUAGUAGCGAAGAGGCAUGGUCUGAUUCAAAUGAUUCAUCAGAUUUAAAUGGAACUAAUAUUGAUUUAGUUUAUAAUAAGAAUCAGAAAGAUUCUAAUAAUGAUGAUGGUAAAUGUAGUAGUAGUAGUAAUAGUAAAAUUGAAAAAUCUAACUUUGAUGAAUUGCAAACUGCAAAUGAUAAUCGAAAUUCAUUUUUAGGACCAGAAAUAACACUAGUUUAUACUAAUUUAUUUGAAUCAUUUGUUGUUAAAAAUUGUAAAAUAAAUCCUAAAGUAUUAUUAAUAGAUAAUAAUGAAUAUGAUCAACCAAUUUGUCAAAAUGUAAAAACUGAGCAAUUACUUGUAAAUAUUUGGCAACAUAUUGGACAAAAAUUGAUAAAUUUAAUGAGAGAAGAUAGUAUUAGACCUGAUUUUGUAUCGACAUCAAAUUCAGAAAAUAAUAUAACAGAAAUAUCGAAUUUAAAUGAAAGAGAAACAAAUUCGAACAAAAAUACUAAUGAAGAAAUUAUAUCAUUAGUGGAUAAUCAUAAUCAACAAACUAGCUUACUUCGUAGUCAUUCACAUGAUUUAUUAUUGGGAACAACAACUACAACAAAUAAUCGAAAUUGGCAUUCGUAUUCGAAUAGUGCUGUGAAUGAUAACACAGGCGAGACGAGUGAUUGUGAUCGAUUUUCAUGGCGAGGUAGUUUUGAAUCGGCGUUAUUAGCGCCAGGAGAUUCUAGGAAUAAACUAUUAACUACUGGUCGAGAAAGUAAUUCACGUAUAUCACAAUGGUCAUUAUUAGAAAGAGGAUCUGUCGACAAUUUGUGGUGUACAAAUGUUCAAAAUCGAAAACAUUUAAAUCGAGUUCAAAGUUGUGGCAGUAUAGCGGGAAAAGAAGAUUUAAAUAAAUGUCUCGAAGUUAAGAAAUUAUGGUUAUCGACAUAUGUAACGAAUAAAACGAAUGAAGAAUCUUUUGCAAUCAAAACAAUACAAGACAAUAAGCUGUGUACGAAUUCUUUACCGAGGCUACAAUCAUUCCAAGAUUCUGUUAUUGAAUCGAAUAAUUCUGAAUAUACUGCAACAAGUGUUUCGCAGUUGAAUGUUAAAAGUGCACGUUAUCGUUCGCCGGCAAUGCAAUCGAAUAUAAAUUCGAUAUCAUGUAAAACAAAAGGUGAACGGCUAUAUGGAAAUAAUAGUUUACAUAAAAACAUUACAUCUAGUAUAUCUCUCGGUGACUUUUCUCUAACGGAACUUAAUGGCAAUGUCGAUAAUUCCCCUAUUUUACAAAGGAAAUCAUUAUACAAAAGGAAUAAGACUAAUUUCAGAGGACGAUCUGAAUCUUUAACAAGUGUGUGCUCUGAUUAUCGUUAUGAGAACGUUAAAGUUAAAGGGCAAGUAGAAUUUGGUAUGCAAUAUAAUUACAAAAUAAAUGCCUUAGAAAUACAUAUCGUGCAAUGUAAAGAUUUGGCAGCGGUUUCCUCAAAAAGAUGUAAAAGCGAUCCAUAUGUUAAGGUAUAUCUUUUACCAGAUCUUUCUAAAUUAGGAAAACGUAAAACAAGAGUGAGGAAACAAACACUAAAUCCUAUAUUUGACGAGACUUUGCGUUUUCAUUUACCAAUUUCAAAAUUAAAGAAAUGUUCUAUUUGGCUAACAGUUUGGAAUUCAGAUUUACUUGGUCGAAAUGAUUUCUUGGGUGAAGUUAUUGUAAAGUUGGAAGAUAAAGUUUUUGAUAAACCCCAGCCGGAAUGGUACACUUUGCAGCAGAAGAGUGAGAGACUGGAAACCGAUUCAACUUAUUAUGGGGAUUUAGUUGUGGCCCUUAAAUUUACUACCAGCGAAAUAUAUGAAGAACCAAGUAGUAAGAAUGUAAACCCAAAGCCUUUCGCAAAAGGAAAACUUCAUAUAUUAGUGAAGGAAGCGAAAUAUCUUUUUUCUAAUAGAACAAAAGGUACUUGGGAUACGUUUUGCAAAAGUUACUUACUUCCGAAUCGAAGUAAAAGUAGUAAACAAAAAACACAUGUUAUAAAAAAGUCUUCCAAUCCAAUGUGGAACUUCACUUUUGUCUACGAAGACUUAACAGUGAGUGAACUUUCAAAGAGAGCGUUAGAAUUAACCGUUUGGGAUCAUGAUCGAUUGAUAAGUAAUCAGUUCAUUGGUGGUGUGAGAUUUUCUUUAGGUACGAAUAAUGGAAACGAAGACAGCGGCAUAAAAUCUUAUGAAAAGGAAACACUUUUGUGGCGCGAGAUGAUAAACCGUCCAAAUUUUUGGGUUGAAGGGACCGUAAAAUUAAGAUUAAAUUUAAAUGACAAUAAAGAACAGAGCAAUGAAACAUGACAAGCAAUUGAAAUUAAAUAUAUGUAUAUGUAACAAAAUA
Messenger RNA from Episyrphus balteatus (marmalade hoverfly), 4168 nucleotides. It is a transcript of the gene btsz, whose product is annotated as synaptotagmin-like protein 2. The record is from RefSeq and is a predicted model, not a curated record. Bases 439 to 4128 code for a protein of 1229 amino acids. Gene Ontology annotation, cellular component: exocytic vesicle; plasma membrane. Lineage: Eukaryota; Metazoa; Arthropoda; Insecta; Diptera; Syrphidae. Gene Ontology annotation, biological process: exocytosis. Gene Ontology annotation, molecular function: neurexin family protein binding. The transcript has 7 exons.